UGAACAUGAAUCUCUGAAUCAUGGCGAAAACUAUUUCCCUAUCUGUCUUUAUUUCUCUGUCCCCCAAAUUUCCCUUCCCAUAAUUAUGGCUGAUCUCCAUCAGUCCGAGAUUCAAAUCUCCAACCUCCCCACCAAAUCAGUCACUCUCACUCCCCAAAGAGCAACAAUCGUCCGUGAGAUCCACACCGCCAUUCAACCUGGUCAAAAUGAAAUCACUAUCCUAGGCCUAGACCCGGACGUUGACCUGGAUUCUGUCCAGAUCGACGGCUCCGGUCUAGCGACAAUCACAGACAUGCAGGCGGAAGUCGUACCCCGACGGGAGAAGUUCGACGAUGUCUAUCCAAACCUGGCUGUUGAAGAAGAAAGUGAUAACGACGGGAAUAUGUCGACAGACGAGGAAGGCAUUGACAUCGAUGACUCUGAGCUUCAGGCUAUCCUCAAACAAGAGCAGGGGCUUACCACCGCGCUGGCCAAGGACCAGGACGACAAGUCUGCGUCUUUGUUUGUCUUGCAGUUUUUGGUUGGAUAUGGGAAAACUAUUGAGUCUACUAAUGCUGACCCUACCAAGCUUAAUGAUUUCUUGAAUAUGUAUCUUCAACAGAGGAAGACUGAAGGUGAUCGGGCGAGGGAUACGGAUGUAAAGAUUUCCGAAGGUGAAAAAGCUCUAGCGAAAGUUAAGCGGAAGAGAGAAAGGUUGGAAUCUGCUCAUACCAAGGCUAAAGAGAACGCAAUGAAAGAGGUCCGCCAGCUUCGUGAGAAGCGAGUAAAGGAACAGCAGCAACGGCGGUCUCAACAACAACGGGAUAGGCUUGAGAAACAGCAUUUCUGGAGGGACCGGAUGGGCCAGGUUAAGGUGUAUCUUGACAGCAAUGUCUCUGCGACUCUAGGGUCUAGCCGCCGGAGCUCGGUGACUGAAAAUGUCACGCAUGGUGACCAGCCGGUUCAGAUCACGAUAAACUUGAGUUACAUCAUCCCUGGCCCAAGCUGGGUUCCUCGUUACAACCUGAAGAUUAAUACACCUGCAUCCACGGCGUCCUUGACCUGCAACGCGGACUUCCAGAAUAAUUGUUCGGAAACCUGGAACGACGCUAAAAUCACGCUGUCCACAUCGCAUGCUGCGUUCUCCGGCCUUGAUGAGCCUAUUCCAAUUCUGCAGCCCUGGCACAUCACGAUGUCCUCCGUACCAGACGCCAAGUCGCCGCCGUGGAACGAUGUUUUAAGGAGCCCAGCCGAGAUACCUCGCGCAGCCACAAGACAUCAAAACUGGACAGGCCAAACCAUGCAACAAAUGCAACAAGCUCAGGUGCAGCAGGCCCAAAUGCAGCAGAUGCAGAUGCAGCAGCAGGCUCAUACCCGACAAGCUAUGGUACCACAAGCUCCGAUUCAGCUCGGUUUAGGGGGGCGACGCCACCCUGGCCGACCACCAUCAUCCAGUUCUUGGGCCGUAUCGGCUCGGAGAGCACUAGGGUGGAGCAACGAAUCUGACAGUGAGAGCGAAGAUGAGCAUGUCAGAGGGGGUAGUUCAUCGCCUACUCUAGAGAGACAAGAUUCCAUGAGACAAAACUACGGUCUAACCACGACGUAUGAGCUUUCCGGCCUUCGCACGCUCGCCCCAUCGACUAGUCCACGGCGCCAUCUACUCGCCCAGGCAACUCUGCAAUCCUUAACCCUCACACACGUUAUCGUUCCUAAGAUACGUGCUGCUGCUUUUCUUCGUGCUCGUGUGAAGAAUACCUCGUCCGUGAACAUCAUACGCGGGAAGACAGGCAUAUCUGUUGAUGGCACGUUCUUGGGCACCUCUACCCUUCCCAGUUGUGCACCGAACGACUUCUUCAGUAUUUCCUUAGGUGUCGAUCCCAAUGUACUAGUGACGUAUGCGAAGCCGACGGUUCGCAAGUUAACGAGUGGAUUCUUCCACAAAGAAAACGCUGCAGUGUUUCGUCGGAGCUGCUGGGUAAAGAAUACGAAGAGUACAGCGAUAGAUAUAAUCGUCUCCGACCAGGUUCCACUCAAGGAUAACGAGCAGAUGCGCAUUCAGGUGCUUGAACCAAAGGGCUUGGAGAAGGAAGGUGAUGAGAUAGAUAUGGCGAUGGAAAAGGAUCGGGGUAAGGGAAAGGCAGUAAUGAUGAGGAAUGGAGAGGUGAAAUGGUUUAUCAGGUUGGACCCUGGAAAAGAUGUUCGGAUGGUGUUGGAGUAUCAGACGAGGGUGCCAGAUGGGAAUACAGUCAAUCUCGUUAACUAACUUUCAUUUCCUCUUGAUUAGCUUAUGCUGGGCGAGAUUAUGUUGUUUCCUUGGAUGUGCUUAAUGUCCGCACGCUUUGCAUAUGUGAAUGU
Molecule: messenger RNA, 2334 nt
Organism: Aspergillus alliaceus
Lineage: Eukaryota; Fungi; Ascomycota; Eurotiomycetes; Eurotiales; Aspergillaceae
Product: DUF4139 domain-containing protein
Exons: 2
Coding region: 86-2242 (718 amino acids)
Source: RefSeq, a predicted model, not a curated record